CCCUCCACCUCGCAGGGAUCCCGGGCCCCGCGGCAGCCGGGUAAAGCCGGGCUGAGGCAGAGAGCGGCUGCUUUGGGGGACGGAAGGUCACGUGAGGCUUCUUGGUCCCGUGGGUGGAGACGAAAAGCUGCGGUUAAGGAGGGUCGGAUUUAACCGUCACGGGGAAGCGCGCUCUACGAGAUCGCGGAGGGGGCUGAGGUAGGGACGAGGCGGCGGGCGCUUUCCCGGGCGCUCUUUCGAGUGACACCUGCGCCCCCUUGGCUGGCUGGCGUCUGGCGGACUCCACCGGAGGGUGGACGGGCCCCGCAGGAACCUUCGGGCCACCCUCAGGCCACCGCCGACUCUGCCGCGCGUCUGGAGGCGCUGGCCUCGCGCGGGGCGGCGGAGUUGGGACCGUCUUGGGGCCCCUGGGAGCUCCGGAGAGCGAUAGUGAAUUCCCAAGAAGAAAAUAAUGGAUUUCAUAUUAGUUAUUCUCUAAAUGUUUGGACUCAGCAGCGUGUAGGUUUGUUGCAAAAGCUAAAAGAAGAUGGCAACUCCUUAUGUCCCAGUUCCCAUGCCCAUAGGGAACUCUGCUUCCACUUUUACAACCAACAGAAACCAAAGAAGUUCUUCUUUUGGGAGUAUCUCAACAAGUUCAAACUCUUCCAAAGGCCAGUUAGAGGACUCAAAUAUGGGUAAUUUUAAACAGACAAGUGUACCUGAUCAAAUGGAUAGUACUUCAUCUGUCUGUAGCAGUCCCCUCAUUAGGACUAAAUUUACAGGUGCAGAUUCUUCCAUUGAGUAUUCUACUAGACCAAGAGAAAGUGAGGAACAAAAUCCUGAAACAGUGUGUUUGGAAGAUAGACCUUCUACACCUACUAUAUUGGGUUAUGAGGUGAUGGAAGAAAGAGCUAAAUUUACCGUAUAUAAAAUACUAGUAAAGAAAACCCCAGAAGAAAGCUGGGUGGUUUUCAGAAGAUACACUGACUUCUCUAGGCUUAAUGAUAAAUUAAAAGAGAUGUUUCCAGGCUUUCGAUUAGCACUUCCACCAAAACGCUGGUUCAAAGAUAAUUACAAUGCCGACUUUUUAGAAGAUAGACAAUUAGGAUUGCAAGCGUUUCUUCAAAAUUUAGUGGCUCACAAGGACAUUGCUAACUGCCUCGCAGUGAGAGAAUUUCUUUGUCUGGAUGAUCCACCAGGUCCAUUUGAUAGCCUAGAAGAAAGCAGGGCUUUCUGUGAAACUUUAGAAGAGACAAAUUACCGUUUUCAAAAAGAACUACUUGAAAAACAAAAAGAGGUGGAAUCACUGAAGAAACUGCUCAAUGAAAAGCAACUUCAUAUAGAUACUCUAGAGAACAGAAUUAGAACAUUGUCUUUAGAACCUGAACAAUCACUGCUCAUAUGUGGAACGGAAGGUGGACACAUCCCAAAGGUGGAGUCCUCUGCACCUGAGGUUGAUAGAGAUGAUUUACAUGAUGAAUCUAGAGCUGAUGAUAAGCCAUGCUUAAGUUUGAGUGAACCUGAAAAUUCUGUAUCAGACAUAGAAGUAGCAGAAGUGGCAUACAGUGCUGAGGACGACUAACUGCGAGCAGUUCCUUCCAUUUCUAUGUUUCAGCAAAUUUAGAAUAGAGUGGGAAAUAGUUAAAAAUAAAAGAAAGACUGAAGCAUUUACAGAAAACAAAAAGAUUGCACAUGUAUAAAGUUUACAUAAAGAAAAGUUUUUUAAGUUAUUGGGAUAGGAAAUGUAUUCAUUGCUGCUUUAAACUAUCUUUUAUCCAACCUUUGUAUUUAAUACACCAAAAAAAAAAUCUAGUUAGAAUUCUGUUAUCAAAACUAAAUUCUUAAAUAAUGUGCAUAAAUUAUUUUGGCUUUUUGCCAAUAUAUUGCUCCAAACUAAUGUGUGUAUGCGCGCUUGUGUGUGUGUGUGUGUAUGCGUGUCUGUGUUUGUGUUUAAAUUGCCAAUUAUAUCAGUUAAGUGGACAUUAAAUGCAUGUUGCUAUCUGGUUGAUAUAUACUUCUUUGUAUCUCUGACAUGAUAUAUUUUCAUUAGUGGUUUAAAUCAGUGGUAAAGAUGAAUUAAGUUUUAAAUAUUGACAUGUUUGCCAUCUGUAAAUAAAAAUUGCCUGUUUCAAUGUUAUUGCUAUUUAAAAAGAAGAAAACUUUCUAAUACCAAAGGAAAACUAUUUGAAAGAGCUAUAGUAACAUAUAAUAGCAUAGCUAAAGUGAUAAAAUAGCCUUGAUUUUAAAAGCUAACUCAUUAUCAGAAUAAGUGUCCUAGUUUAUUAUAAUAUGUUGUACUGAUUUUCCACAUAAUCUUUAUCUUAAAUCUCUACCUGUAGAAUCAGUGAGUUUGCCUCUUUCAGAAUACUACCUCUUUUUGCUAAUCAAAAUAUACUCUUUUGAAAAUACUGAUUCUAAGCAAAUAGGGAGUUAUACAAAAAAAACACAAAAUAAAAAGCCAUAUAUACUAUAAAGUUCCUAACUAUGUUGACUCCUGGGAUUGCAUUUUUAUCUCUGCAUAUGUGAAUAUGUUGCUAUAAUGUAUUAAGGCUGAUUUUCCUUUUAAUAUAUUUAGCCAAGUGAUGCACUUUAUGAUAAUUAAACUCUUUUGUGCCAAGUUUAAUUGGUGAAUUUCUUUAGUAAGUGGAGUUAGGAAAAACUUAUGUAGUGCCUUCACUGUUUCACUUUUAUACACCAGUCUGCUAGAAUCUGUGAGUCAGCUUUAUGAAAAAGUGUUUAUUUCAGAUUUGCUUAUAGUUGUUCAAAGUGCCUUGUUUCGUUUUUAUAAUAUGUAGUUACUCAUUUAUUUUCUAUUUCCACUGCUUUGCAUAUUGCUGUUAAUAAGUACUGUGAUCAUGCUAGCAUUCUGAAAUUCUACUUGGUUUUUUGAACUGCAUGUGCUUUCUAAAAGCUGAGGGAAACUUACUAGGGAAAUAGAAUAACGAUCUCCAAUUUUGUUUUCUUCACCAUCUAAAAGUUUAUUGGUAUCUUGAUGUACAUAUUAAAAUGUGGUUGUUUAAAAUUCUACUUAAGUAGAUAAAAGAUCAAUUGGCUAUUGUCAACUUUUGAUCUAAAAAGGGACUUUUUACCAAAGGACCAAAAAUUGUAAAAAAAAAAACCUUUGUCCAAAUGCACAGGUAUGUUUUGUCUCAAAAUAUAUUCCACAAAGUAUACUAGAAAUGUGUUUACUAUCUUGGGAGAUAGAAAAAAUGUAAUAAACUAUUCUAUCUGUUCAUUUCAAAUAUUCUAGGCCUAAAAAGGCGUAAAAAGAACAAUCAUUUAAAUUAAUAUCAUUUUUAGUCGAAUAAAACAAGAUGAUCUUUGCUGAAUUUUAGACGUUAUAGUGCUAUAUUCAUGUCUGCUUUAAAGUGAACCAUAUAUUUUCAAAAUCUAGCCUUUAAGAACAUUGUAUGUAAAGUUUUGGAUGAGUAAAGAAAAACCCUUGUUGAUAAGCCACUAUUAUUUAUAUUUAGAAUUUACUUUUUUUUUUUACUUUUGUGAUGCAUUUUAUUCCCAGUAUUCAUUUAAUAAAUUAUUUUUUCAGUACAGCAGUAGCUAUGUUGUUUAGAUCUUGAAUACCAUUUUCCCCCUUCAAUUUCAAUGUUCUCUCUAUCCCUUACAAUUAUUGUAAAUUUAAUUAUACUUAACUGCUGCAUUUCACAGACAUGGAAUGAGUUUAUGAUUUUUUUAAGUUUAUACUUCAUAUUACUGAUAAUUUUAAGUCUUUGUGAAUAGGUGCAGUACACUUCAUAUGUAACCAAUAUUAAUAAAAAAAUUGAA
This is a messenger RNA of Prionailurus viverrinus (fishing cat), 3759 nucleotides long. RefSeq names its product sorting nexin 16 (gene SNX16). Gene Ontology annotation, molecular function: phosphatidylinositol binding. Gene Ontology annotation, cellular component: extrinsic component of endosome membrane; late endosome; early endosome. The record is from RefSeq and is a predicted model, not a curated record. Gene Ontology annotation, biological process: endosome to lysosome transport; early endosome to late endosome transport; protein targeting to lysosome. Lineage: Eukaryota; Metazoa; Chordata; Mammalia; Carnivora; Felidae. Bases 527 to 1561 code for a protein of 344 amino acids. The transcript is spliced from 8 exons.